AGACGUUACUCGUGCGUAUCGUAUGCAUAUACCCUACUCCCGCCCCGCCCCGCCCAAACUCUCUCUCUCUCUCUCUCUCUCUCUGCACAUUGCGAGGAAAAAUGGCCGACGUCAGUCCAGUGCGUGCGGUGCACAAGAAAGACAUGGCGAAUUAUCUGAUAAAGCACCACUUCGAUCAGCUUCGUUCCAUCAGUCUCUCCCCUGACUCUCGCCUCCAUUACCCUCUCUACAUCGAUUUUGCAGAGUUUUUCGAUUACCAUCCCACGCUUGCGAAGGUCAUUUUCUUCAAACCAAUUGAAUACUUACACCUGUUCGACGAAUCAGCUACCUUCGCUCAGGAGAAAGUCAUAGAUUCAGGUUCAAAAGGUUGGAACAAUGCUAUUGUGAAGAAGUUUGUGCAUGUUCGGAUCAAUGUUUGCGGUUCUCCUCUUGAAUUACAGGAAACUUUUCCAAGCAUUGGGCGGAUUAGAGUGAAGCAUCGUGGGAAACUUAUCACUCUCAAAGGAACUGUCAUACGGUCUGGAGCAAUCAAGAUGAUCGAAGGGGAAGUGGAAUUUGAGUGCCGGAAAUGCAAACUCAGGUUCACAGUUUAUCCGGAGUUGGAAACAAGAAAUACGCCGACAAAGCCAUCAGUUUGCCCAUCCCAGGGUGAUGAAAUUUGUGGAGGCACCAGUUUCCUACCUGUAGAUGGCCCCGUGUGCCAUGAUUAUCAGGAAAUUAAGAUCCAAGAAAGUACACAAGUGUUGGGUGUUGGGGCAAUCCCUCGUUCGAUUCCUGUCAUUUUGAGUGAUGAUCUUGUUGACAUUGUCAAGGCUGGAGAUGAUGUUAUUGUUACUGGGGUUUUGACGGCCAAAUGGUCUUCGGAUUUGAAGGAUGUGCGUUGUGACCUUGAUCCUGUAUUAAUUGCUAACCAUGUGAGGAGAGUUAAUGAGCUGAAGUCAGACAUUGAUAUUCCAGAUGAUGUUCUUAUGACGUUCGAGCAAUUCUGGUUGGAUUUCAAAGAUAAACCUUUGAAAGGGAGGAAUGCCAUUCUGCGAGCUAUAUGCCCACAAAUUUUUGGUCUCUUCACUGUAAAGCUUGCAGUGGCAUUAACACUUAUUGGAGGUGUCCAACAUGUUGAUGCUUCUGGGAUGAAAGUUCGGGGAGAGUCUCAUUUCCUUCUGGUUGGCGAUCCAGGUACUGGAAAGUCUCAGUUCUUGAAGUUUGCUGCUAAAUUGAGCAACAGAUCAGUUAUUACUACUGGGUUGGGAAGCACUAGUGCUGGAUUGACAGUUACUGCAGUCAAGGAUGGUGGUGAGUGGAUGUUGGAAGCUGGGGCCCUUGUUUUAGCAGAUGGUGGUCUUUGUUGUAUAGAUGAAUUUGACAGCAUGCGAGAACAUGACAGAGCAACAAUACAUGAAGCGAUGGAGCAACAGACGAUAAGUGUUGCCAAGGCUGGUCUUGUAACAACUCUCAGUACUAAGACAAUUGUCUUUGGUGCAACAAAUCCCAAAGGACAUUAUGAUCCUAGUCAACCUCUGUCGGUCAACACGGCACUCUCUGGACCCUUGCUUAGCAGAUUUGAUAUAGUCCUAGUCCUACUGGAUACCAAGAACCCGGAGUGGGAUGCAGUGGUUUCGUCUCACAUACUUGGCCAGGCUGAACCAGAGAAAGGAAAGCAUGAUGAGGAUUUAGCAAAUGUCUGGCCACUUCCAAUGCUUAGAAGGUACAUUUAUUUUGUCAAAAGAUACUUCAAGCCGGUUCUCACAAAGGAAGCUGAAAAAGUCAUUUCGAGCUAUUAUCAAUUGCAACGACGAUCUGCGACUCAAAAUGCAGCUAGGACAACCGUGCGCAUGCUGGAAAGUUUAAUAAGACUUGCUCAAGCACAUGCAAGACUAAUGUUCAGAAAUGAGGUCACACGAUUGGAUGCCGUAACUGCUAUUCUAUGCAUUGAAUCAUCGAUGACUACCUCAGCAAUAGUGGACAGCGUUGGGAAUGCAUUGCAUUCCAACUUCACUGAAAACCCUGACCAAGAAUAUUCUAAACAGGAAAGGCUGAUCAUUGAGAAGCUAAGCUGUAUUGACGAUUUCCCGGACAUAGGAAAUCUAGCAGGAUCUUUAAGAGGAUGAGAUUAUACAGAAAGCAAGGGGUAAUCCUGCUUAGUGUAGAAAAGUUGAUUUCAAGCUGCUGCUCAAGACCAUGGGAAAUUGUUUGUCCAAAUUUCUAUUGGAAGAACCUCAUGUGUUGCCUUGAAGAGGUAAUAUCUUAGACUCUUAGCACUUAACAAUCUUAUUGUGUUGAAGUGCUAGUAAAUAUCUUCGAACUACUAUUUAUUAUAGUUUGGAUAGUAUACCCAUUAUUAUGGUUUUCAUCA
Molecule: messenger RNA, 2353 nt
Organism: Rhododendron vialii
Lineage: Eukaryota; Viridiplantae; Streptophyta; Magnoliopsida; Ericales; Ericaceae
Product: probable DNA helicase MCM9
Exons: 20
Coding region: 102-2108 (668 amino acids)
Biological process (GO): double-strand break repair via homologous recombination
Cellular component (GO): nucleus; MCM complex
Molecular function (GO): single-stranded DNA helicase activity; ATP binding; ATP hydrolysis activity
Source: RefSeq, a predicted model, not a curated record